This is a messenger RNA of Aureobasidium pullulans EXF-150, 571 nucleotides long. RefSeq lists its product as uncharacterized. Bases 68 to 424 code for a protein of 118 amino acids. The transcript has 4 exons. The record is from RefSeq and is a predicted model, not a curated record. NCBI's taxonomy places the organism in Eukaryota, Fungi, Ascomycota, Dothideomycetes, Dothideales, Saccotheciaceae.
UCCGUUCAUCCUUAGAUAACCCAAGUGGCACACGUACAAGAUCAACUGGGUCAAUCAAUCGUCCAACAUGCGUCCAACCACUUUCUUCCUCGCAGCUUUGACUGCCAUAUCCACAACUGUCGCCACAGUCGACAUUUCCAAUCUCCGUCAAGAACUGCAAAACUGUAUGACGGGCAAUCACCAUGUGGGCUUCCCUUACCUCGACCCCUUCCACUGGGAAGACUGCUCAUACAAAGAUUUUUGCAAAUCACACGGCAAAAUGAGAUCAUGGUGGAAAAACUCGGUGUUUCCUUGCGUGUGCAGGAACAACCGCUUUUCUGAGGUGGAUAAUGUGGUCGUAUGGAACAAUUGGAAGGACUGGAUGGAUGCGACGUGCAACAAUCAUGACAUCGGAAGUGCAAGUUCGCGUACAAAGAUGUGUUGAGACAUAUUCUACGGUAGAGUAGAUGUUCGAAUCAGUAUCGAUCUCUGAGCUUGCCAAGUUGUCUUGAAGAACGCCUAUCAAAAGGCAAAAUGGUUUCCAAUGGAAAUGCAAUGUCCAGAGGGAGCUAAAAGGGAUACAUGUUCUCAU